AUGACGAAGACUCUCGCGGUCCUCGGCGCGACAGGCCACCAAGGCGGCUCUGUGAUCAACAACCUCCUGGCUGACCCUGAGCUGUCCCACCAGUACUCCAUUCGCGCCAUCACCCGGAACACAGCCUCCAGCAAAGCCGUUGCUCUGAGCAAGCAAAGGGUCGAGGUAGUCCAAGCCAACACCAAUGACCCAACCUCUUUGGCCCGGGCCUUCUCCGGCGCAGACUACCUCUUCCUAGUCACCACGCCUGCCCUCGGACCAGACGCCAUGGCUACUGAAAUGGCCACGAUCAAGUCCAUCGCCGACACCGCUGUUGCCAGUGGCGUGCAGUAUAUCAUCUUUAGCACACUUCCCAACUACAGCGCCAUCUCGGGCGGCAAGUAUACCGCUGUGACGCCUUUUGAUGCGAAGGCUCUGGGCGAGGAGUACAUCCGAUCCCUUCCGGUCAAGUCUGCGUUCUGGUGCGGAGGCUACUUCAUGGAGAACUGGCAUGAGCAGCCCUUCCUGCUUCCGAAGCCUAGUGCUAGAGACGAUGGAUCGUAUGUUAUGCAGCGCAACGUGCCAGGAACAGUGCGCAUUCCUUACGUUGCCGCUACUGAGGAUUGUGGGAAGUCCGUGAAUGCGAUCCUUGCGGAGCCGGAGAAGUAUGCGGGCGAGGUGUUUCAUGCUGCGGUUGCGACGUACUCGUUGGAGGAGCUGGCAGCGAUCCUAUCGAAGGCCACCGGGAAGACGGUGCGAUAUGAGCAGGUCAGUGACGAGGAGUUUUCAGAGCAGGUGCCCAUGUGGCAGGAAGUAUUUGUGCAGAUCUACAAGUUCAAGGAGGGGUUUGGUGGCUACUUCGGGCCUGGCACCGAAGAGAAGGUGCAAUGGGCGAAGGAGAGGGUCAGGGGCAGAUUGACGACGCUGGAAGAGUAUCUGGAGGCAUAUCCAGUUGUCUCGCAGUAG
Messenger RNA from Cyphellophora attinorum, 945 nucleotides. Its product is annotated as NmrA-like family domain-containing protein 1. Bases 1 to 945 code for a protein of 314 amino acids. NCBI's taxonomy places the organism in Eukaryota, Fungi, Ascomycota, Eurotiomycetes, Chaetothyriales, Cyphellophoraceae. The record is from RefSeq and is a predicted model, not a curated record. The transcript has a single exon.